ACUUGCUAGUAGACCUAGUAUUCAGCAGAUCUAUUUAAGAGACAACCAAAUCCAAGUCUUUAAUUGCCAACAACAACAAUGAGAAAAAAUCAUAACUAAAGUGAUGUACAUACAUUUAUUUGUAGGACCCUUUGUUUUUAUUUUGGUGUGUUAACCUUCGGGUUCCUAGUAAAAGAGGUAUUUGAAGUUCGUUUAUUCGUUCAUGAGGUAUGUUAAGUCUGACCAAGAAUGACUCCAUCCAAAAAUCGAACUUUUUUCUAACGAUUUUCCUUUGAUGAAACUCGUUAACUAUUUGAGUCUAAUCACUUCUUUCAUAAGACUCUUUAUUUAACCAUAAUACAUUUCCUAGAGUUGAAAAUUUCUCCUCAAAUCAUUGAACUGAUGUUGAUACACAUGACUUCAAUUCUAAGGUCCUUGACACAUCUUAUACAUAUAAUCUAAAGCCACACAACUCAUCAAAAGUUCUACAAAAUCAAGUUAUUUGGUGCAUAACAUGAAAAUGUUAUUAUUUAUUUGGUUCUUAAUAUUUUCCUAUACUAUAAGAGCUUCCACUUCACUAGACACUUUAGCAGUGGGUGAAUCUAUCCAAGAUGGUAAGACUUUAGUUUCAUCAAAUGGAAUUAUUGAAGUGGGUUUCUUUAGCCCUCAAAAUUCAACAAGAAGAUUAAGAUACUUAGGUAUAUGGUAUAGGAAUGUGUCCCCUUUAACAGUUGUAUGGGUAGCCAACAAAGAAAAACCUCUACAACAUAGCUCAGGAGUUUUGACACUCAAUGAAAAGGGAAUUCUAAUGCUUCUCAAUGAUGUAAAUAGCACUAUUUGGUCUUCUAAUGCAUCAAGCAUAGCAUGGAAUAGUACUACUCCAAUUGCUCAGCUCUUGGAUACUGGAAAUCUUGUAGUGAAAAAUAGACAUGAAACUGAGAAAGAUGUGUUUUUGUGGCAGAGUUUUGAUUAUCCCGGUGAUACGUUGAUGCCAGGAAUGAAGCUUGGAUGGGACUUAGAAACUGGUCUAGAAAGAUUUAUAACAUCUUGGAAAAGUGUUGAUGAUCCUGCUAAGGGAGAAUUUACUACAAGAGUUGAUCUUAGAGGAUAUCCACAAGUAAUUAUGUUCAAUGGAUCUGAUAUAAUAUUUAGAUCAGGGCCAUGGAAUGGUCAUUCUUUGGCUGGAUCACCAGGUCCAAAUUCUGUAUUGUCACAAUUUUUUGUGUUCAAUGAAAAACAAGUGUACUAUGAAUACCAACUUCUUGACAGAUCAAUAUUCAGUGUACUUAAAUUAAUGCCUUAUGGACCUCAGAAUUUGUUUUGGACAAGUCAAUCAAGCAUAAGACAAGUUUUGUCAACAAGCUUAGAUGAAUGUCAAAUAUAUGCAUUUUGUGGUGCAAAUUCUGUAUGUACUAUUGAUGGUAAUAACCAUUCAAAUUGUGAAUGCAUGAAAGGAUAUGCUCCUAAGUUUCCUGAAGAAUGGAAUCUAGCAUUUUGGUCGAAUGGUUGUAUACAAAAGAAGAAUUCAAGUUACAUAGAUGGUUUCUUGAAAUACACACUCAUGAAAGUGCCAGACACGUCUUCGUCAUGGUUUAGUAAGACGUUGAAUCUUGAGGAAUGCCGGAAGUGGUGUCUGAGAAAUAGUUCGUGUGUAGCGUAUGCAAAUAUUGAUAUACGUAACGGAGGAAGUGGAUGUCUGAUAUGGUUUAAUAAUCUGAUAGAUGUGAGGAAAUUCUCUCAAUGGGGACAAGAUCUUUAUGUUAGAAUCCCUCCUUCAGAAUUAGAUCAACUUGCAGAAGAUGGCCACAGAACCAACAAGAAUAAGAUAGUAGGAAUCACACUUGGUGUGAUUAUUUUUGGAUUAAUUACAUUUUUAUCCAUAUGGAUUAUGAAAAAUCCAGGUGUUGCAAGAAAGGUUUGCAGCAAAAUUUUCAAUACUAAACAAAGAAAGGAAGACCUUGAUUUAACAACGUUCGAUUUGUCCGUCUUGGUUAAAGCCACCGAAAACUUUUCGAGCAAUAACAAACUUGGAGAAGGUGGUUUUGGACCGGUAUACAAGGGCACAAUGAUAGAUGGGCAAGAGAUAGCUGUGAAAAGGCUUUCAAAGAAGUCUGGACAAGGGUUGCAGGAAUUCAAAAAUGAAGCGGCGUUGAUUGCCAAACUUCAACACCGUAAUCUUGUCAAACUUCUUGGAUGCUGCAUUGAAGGAGGAGAAACAAUGCUGAUCUAUGAAUACAUGCCCAACAAAAGCUUGGACUACUUUGUUUUUGAUGAAAUUAAAAGGAAGUCACUAGAUUGGAUCAAGCGUUUCGACAUUAUCAAUGGUAUUGCUCGGGGACUUCUUUAUCUUCACCGUGACUCUAGGCUGAGGAUAGUCCAUAGAGAUCUAAAAGCUAGCAAUAUAUUACUGGAUGCAAAUUUGGAUCCAAAAAUAUCAGACUUUGGUUUGGCUCGAACAUUUUUCGGAGAGCAAGUUGAGGAAAACACAAAUAGGGUGGCCGGAACAUACGGUUACAUGCCUCCAGAGUACGCUAGGAGUGGACAUUUCUCAACGAAAUCAGAUGUCUUUAGUUAUGGUGUGAUAGUACUGGAGAUUGUGUCCGGAAAGAAGAAUAGAGAUUUUUCAGACUCAGAAUAUUCCAACUAUCUUCUUGGAUAUGCAUGGAGAUUAUGGACAGAAGAGAGGGCAUUGGAACUAUUGGAUGAAAGUUUAGGGCAACAAUGUACACCCUCAGAAGUCGUUCGAUGCAUACAAAUUGCGUUAUUAUGUGUUCAACAAAGACCAGAAGAUAGGCCAGAAAUUUCAUCUGUGGUUCUAAUGCUGAUCAAUGGUGAAAAAUUAUUGCCAAAGCCAAAGGUUCCUGGAUUUUACACCGAAAAAGAUGUUACACCUGAGUUAGAUUCUUCGCUUGCGAAUCAUGAACUAUUUUCGACUAAUGAAUUAUCCAUCACAGAGAUAGUUGCAAGGUAGGAUAUGGAGGCAAGACAACACUCGUGGUAGAUUUUACUACGUAUUUAUAUAUGUGGAAUAAAAAAUUUAUGUACCGAUAUGAAAAUAUUAAAGCUUUUUAAAAUUUGGGUUUUAUUUUAGGUUUACACUUUGAAUCACAUUCAUAUCCAU
Molecule: messenger RNA, 3100 nt
Organism: Medicago truncatula (barrel medic)
Lineage: Eukaryota; Viridiplantae; Streptophyta; Magnoliopsida; Fabales; Fabaceae
Product: G-type lectin S-receptor-like serine/threonine-protein kinase At4g27290
Exons: 9
Coding region: 494-2950 (818 amino acids)
Biological process (GO): recognition of pollen; protein phosphorylation
Cellular component (GO): plasma membrane
Molecular function (GO): ATP binding; protein serine/threonine kinase activity
Source: RefSeq, a predicted model, not a curated record